CUCCUCGACGUCGUCGGCCGCGCGCCGGCCGUCGUCGACGCGCGCACGACCGACGGGUCGACGCCGCUGCACCUCGCGGCGGCCGUGGGCAGCCGCGAGGCGACGGAGGCGCUGUUGGAUGCCGGCGCGGACGCGACGGCGCGGACGCUCGACGGCGACUCGCCGCUGCACGUGGCCGCGUGGACGAACGCGCUCCCCGUCGCGGAGGCGCUCCUCGCGCGCGGCGCGGAGGUCGACGCCGUCAAGCGCGACGGGUCGACGCCGCUCCACCUCUGCGCGAGCCGGGGCCUCUACGGCAUGGUGACGAUCCUCCUCGAGGCCGGCGCGGACAAGCGGAAGACGACGGUCUCCGGGUCCACG
This is a messenger RNA of Aureococcus anophagefferens, 360 nucleotides long. RefSeq lists its product as hypothetical. Lineage: Eukaryota; Pelagophyceae; Pelagomonadales; Pelagomonadaceae. The transcript has a single exon. The record is from RefSeq and is a predicted model, not a curated record. Gene Ontology annotation, molecular function: protein binding. The annotation marks the transcript as partial.